This is a messenger RNA of Callithrix jacchus (white-tufted-ear marmoset), 5313 nucleotides long. NCBI's taxonomy places the organism in Eukaryota, Metazoa, Chordata, Mammalia, Primates, Cebidae. The record is from RefSeq and is a predicted model, not a curated record.
AUUCUGUUGGUUUUUAUUACAUUGUUCAGGCACACGUCUCAUCUCAUAUUCUAAAAAGAAAGCUUAACACUUGAAGUUAAGUCAGAUUAAGCUUACUUGUCCCUGGUGCUUGCCAUAGUGCCUGGCACCAAAGGUGUUCAAUAAAUAUUUGCUAAUAAGUGAAUCCAAAAGUACCUUGUAAUAAUUAAUUGUGGCAGAAUAUCUGGUAACCAUUCAGGCUAACCUAUUUGCUGUCUUUAAAAGUUGCAAAGCUUUUUAUUUAUCUACCCCCCACAUCUGUCAUUUUAAAAAUGGCAUUUAAUGGUAAGGACUUUUUCAAAAUGUUUCUAGCAUACACCAUCAGAUAAUCAUAAAAAUAGGUGAUAUUUGCUUUAGUAAUGAGUUUGAACUUAUCCACUCUAAUCUGGCAAUCAAAAAUAUUCGAGUACUUACUAAACCCUCUAGGCCAAGCUUGUCCAACCCAUGGCCCUUGGGCUGCAUGUGAUCUAGGAUGGCUUUGAAUGAGGCCCAACCCAAAUUUGUAAACUUUCUUAAAACAUUAUGACAUUUUUUUGUGAUUUUUCUUUCUUUCUUUCUUUCUUUUUUUUUUUUUUUUUAACUCAUCGGCUAUCAAUAGUGUUAGUAUAUUUUAUGUGUGGCCCAAGACAGUUCUUCCUCCAGUGGGGCCCAGGGAAACUAAAAUAUUGGAUACUGUAUUAGUUCAUUUUCAUACUGUUAUGAAUAAAUACCUGAGACUGGAUAAUUUAUAAAGCAAUAUAGUCCCAUUUACUAGCAGUAUAGUCCCAGGCAAGUCACCUGACCUGUCUGAGCCUCCAUUUCUUCAUUCGUAAAUUGGAAAUUGUAACUUCUGCCAUGGCUUGCACUCACAUAUCAGAUUAUUUGACACGGAAUUGGAAAUUGGUAUGCAAAUAUAAAGGGUUAGUAUUUAUUAAAAGAUGAAAAGAGGAGGAUGUACUAAGAAAGAGUGGCUCCUGAGCUUUUGCUAAUGAAUGGCACAGACCUCAGGAAGAGAGUCAUUGGAGACAGCCUGUUGAAUCUAAACCUCAGGGGUACUACUGCUAGAGGGCUUAGCCCAUUGUGAUUUCCUAGCAAUUCGGUAAAGUUUACACAAGAUACAUCUUGCCUGGAUUAGUAGCUAUAUAACUUUUAGUGUCCAGGUCUGGGAAGUUAUUGAUCUCAUGGCACUCUGAGCUGGUAAGAGGACAGUGGGAAUACUGUCACUGAGCAAGAGGUUCAAUGCCCCAAGUCAGUACGAUGGCACCAGCUUUCAGGAAAAGAAGCAACUUUAUGGCAAGGUUGACAGGAGGUAGCAUUUGAAUCUGUCACCGCCAGAUGAGGUCUGUAUUUUAUAGGAAGAGAGUAACUGUGAGGGAGCUAGGAAAAUGCAUCGAGGCGUGGUUUCAUUGGUUAUGCAGACAGACAGUGUAGGGUUCUUGGCACUUAAGUUCAUAUUGCAGCAGCUCCCCUCACUUCUUAAUUUGGUCCAUGCUCCUUGGUUCAGGUAUCUUGGUUCCCAAUGCAGUUGACAUUUUUGUUCCUUGGCUUUGGGGUCACCAGUUGUGCACACUUGAUUAAUCUGCAUGUGCUUGUGACUUGCAAGCUGUGGGUCCAGUGCAACUGAAAAAAACCUCAUCAUUCUGUUGUUGACAAAGUGGAACUAGUUGGUUCUGCAGUUCCCAAUUUUAUGUCAGGUACUGAAUUUUCACACUUUAGGAGGAACGCUGACAGACCGAGAGCAUUGAAAUGAAGGUGAGCAGUUAGGAUUUGACUGGCACUGUCAUGUGAGGACUAGAUGGGCAUUUGGCCUAGGCAGGGAUAUGAUCAUUGUCUUUUUUUCUUUUUUCCCCCCUCCUAACCCCGAUCAUUGUCUUUUAAGCUUUGUUAGACCGUCCCUUGGAGGCUGGAUUGACAAUAUUUUGUGUGACUUGUGAAGUCAGAACCAGUACUAAUGAGUGGAAGUUCCAGGAAGUCAGAUUUGGCUCAGUGUAGAGUAGCACUUCUGCUCGCGUGAGCAUCCUGCAGUGACACUGAGUAUCGAGUAUAUGAUACAAGAGGAAAGGAGACUCCUGCCUUGGCAUUAAUCCUGUGAAGCAACGCAUAUCUUGGGAAGGGACUUCCACAGAGAAGAAGCAUUCACGCAAGCAGGUUGAACGCUAUUUUACUAAGAAGAGUGUGGGGUUAAUGAACAUUGAUGGAAUUGCCAUUAGCAGUAAAACUGAACCUCCAUCAUCUGACCCCGCCUCCUUUAUACCAGUGAAGGACUUGGAAGAUGCAGCUCCUGUUACAACCUGGUUGAAUCCUCUGGGGAUUUAUGAUCAGUCAACCACACAGUGGCUACAAGGACAGGGUCCUCCAGAGCAGGAAUCAAAGCAGCCAGACACACAGCCAGACAGCGAGAGUGCAGCUCUCAAGGCCAGGGUGGAGGAGUUUAACAGGAGGGUGCGGGAGAAUCCGCGGGAUACGCAGCUGUGGAUGGCAUUUGUUGCUUUUCAGGACGAGGUCAUGAAAAGUCCUGGGCUGUAUGCCAUCGAGGAAGGAGAGCAGGAAAAGCGAAAGCGGUCCCUGAAGCUCAUUCUGGAGAAGAAGCUGGCCAUCCUGGAGCGGGCCAUUGAGAGCAACCAGAGCAGUGUGGAUCUGAAACUGGCCAAGCUGAAGCUCUGCACAGAGUUCUGGGAGCCCUCCACUCUGGUCAAAGAGUGGCAGAAACUGAUAUUUUUACAUCCCAAUAAUACAGCCCUGUGGCAGAAAUACCUUUUGUUUUGCCAGAGCCAGUUUAGUACCUUUUCGAUAUCAAAAAUUCACAGUCUUUAUGGAAAAUGCUUGAGUACUUUGUCUGCUGUUAAGGACGGCAGCAUCUUAUCUCACCCUGCGUUGCCUGGCACAGAAGAGGCCAUGUUUGGGUGGCAACCAGGCUUCUUCCCCUCUGCCCUCCUGUUCGCAGCACUCUUUCUUCAGCAGUGCCACUUUCUGCGGCAGGCCGGCCACUCUGAGAAGGCCAUCUCAUUGUUCCAGGCCAUGGUGGACUUCACCUUCUUCAAACCUGACAGCCUGAAAGAGAUGCCUACCAAAGGACAGGUGGAAUUCUUUGAGCCCUUUUGGGACAGUGGAGAGCCCCGGGCUGGGGAAAAGGGAGCCCGAGGAUGGAAGGCGUGGAUGCACCAGCAGGAGCGAGGUGGCUGGGUGGUCAUCAGCCCAGACGAGGAUGACGAAGAACCAGAAGAGGACGACCAGGAAAUAAAAGAUAAGACUCUGCCCAGGUGGCAGAUCUGGCUUGCUGCUGAGCGUUCCCGAGACCAGAGGCACUGGCGGCCCUGGCGCCCUGAUAAGACCAAGAAGCAAACGGAGGAAGACUGUGAGGAUCCCGAGAGACAGGUGCUGUUUGAUGAUAUCGGGCAGUCUUUGAUCAGACUCUCCAGCGAAGACCUGCAGUUCCAGCUGGUGGUGGCCUUUCUGCAGUUCUUGGGUGUGCCUUCCGGCUUCACUCUGCCAGCCUCCUGUCUUUAUCUGGCCAUGGAUGAGCACAGCAUCUUUGAUAAUGGACUUUAUGAUGAAAAGCCCUUGACUUUUUUCAACCCUUUGUUUUCCGGGGCCAGCUGUGUGGGCCGCAUGGACCGGCUGGGCUGUCCUCGCUGGACCAGGGGUCAGAACCGAGAGGGCGAGGAGUUCAUCCGCAACGUCUUCCACCUGGUCAUGCCUUUGUUUUCAGGCAAAGAGAAGUCUCAGCUCUGCUUCUCCUGGUUACAGUAUGAGAUUGGAAAGGUCGUGUGGUGUCUGCACACUAAAAACAAGAAGAGAUUAAAGUCACAAGGGAAGAACUGCAAAAAACUAGCCAAGAAUCUCCUUAAGGAGCCAGAAAACCGCAACAACUUUUGCCUCUGGAAGCAGUAUGCCCAUCUGGAGUGGUUGCUUGGCAACACAGAGGAUGCUAGAAAAGUUUUUGACACAGCACUGGGCAUGGCAGGAAGCCAAGGACUGAAGGACUCUGAACUCUGUGAGCUCAGUCUUCUCUAUGCCAAGCUGGAGGUGGAGCUGGAGGUGGAGCUGUCGCCGGAAGUGAGAGGGGCCGCCUCCGCCCGAGCUGUUCACAUAUUAACCAAGCUGACCGAGAGCAGCCCCUACGGGCCCUACACUGGACAGGUGUUGGCUGUUCACAUUUUGAAAGCACGAAAAGCUUACGAGCACGCGCUGCAGGACUAUUUGGGUGACAGCUGUGUCUCCGAUCCAGCUCCCACCGAUUCUUGUACCCGCCUAAUUAGCUUGUCCAAAUGCUUCAUGCUCUUCCAGUAUUUGACUGUCGGGAUUGGUGCUGCUGUACGGAUAUACGAACAGGUAUUUGCCAAACUGCACAGUUCUGUUUUUCCAGAAGGCUCUGGCGAGGGGAAUAGUGCCAGCUCCCAGAGUCGGAGCAGUUUUCUCGAAGCCAUCACACUGAUGCACGCAAGCCUGCUGAGAUUCCACAUGAAAGUGAGUGUUUACCCGCUGGCCCCUCUGCGAGAGGCACUCUCACAGGCUUUAAAGCUGUAUCCAGGCAACCAGGUUCUUUGGAGGUCCUAUGUCCAGAUUCAGAAUAAGUCCCACAGCGCCAGCAAGACCAGGAGAUUUUUUGACACAAUCACCAGGUCUGCUAAACCGUUGGAGCCUUGGCUGUUUGCAAUUGAAGCUGAGAAAAUGAGGAAAAGACUAGUGGAAACUGUUCAGAGGUUAGACGGUAGAGAGAUCCACGCCACAAUUCCUGAGACCGGCUUAACGCAUCGGAUCCAAGCCCUGUUUGAAAAUGCCAUGCGCAGCGACAGUGGCAGCCAGUGCCCCUUGCUGUGGAGGAUGUAUUUGAACUUUUUGGUUUCCUUAGGAAAUAAAGAAAGAAGCAAAGGUGUAUUCUACAAAGCACUUCAGAAUUGUCCGUGGGCAAAGGUGUUGUACCUGGAUGCCGUGGAGUACUUCCCCGAGGAGAUGCAGGAGGUCCUGGAUCUGAUGACCGAGAAGGAGCUCCGGGUGCGCCUGCCACUGGAGGAGCUGGAGCUGCUGCUGGAGGAUUAGAGCCGCGGGGAAUAGACCGUGCCUAUGAGGCCAAGUCGCCCACCUGGCAGAGCCAGGCGGCAUGAGCGGAGAAUGUGUGCGUUAGAGACCUCAGCUUUUGAAAUGUUCUUUCUCAAUAUUAAUAAUGUGUCUGGGCUGGCAGCCUCUCACAUCUGGCACACUUUUGGGGUGUGAAAAUGACACAAAAGCUGUUUACAUAUUAUAUAUGUGUAUGUGUGUAUAUAUGUACAUAGCCAGGGAGUCAUGCCAAGUGGUCAUUAAACCGAUGAUGAUUGA